Messenger RNA from Hemibagrus wyckioides, 8459 nucleotides. Its product is annotated as CLIP-associating protein 1-like. Gene Ontology annotation, biological process: mitotic spindle assembly. Lineage: Eukaryota; Metazoa; Chordata; Actinopteri; Siluriformes; Bagridae. The coding region runs from base 438 to 5120 and encodes 1560 amino acids. Gene Ontology annotation, cellular component: cytoplasmic microtubule; mitotic spindle; spindle microtubule. The transcript is spliced from 42 exons. The record is from RefSeq and is a predicted model, not a curated record. Gene Ontology annotation, molecular function: microtubule binding; kinetochore binding.
UACUACUGGCGCAUGCGCAGUUUAGUCUUUAUUCCAAACGGGCGCUUUGGGGCGGAGAUGAACCCCGCUGCUUGCUGCAGAAAUAUCUGAUAAUCAACAAACCCAGGGAUGCUCAGUGCAGAGGACUGACAUGGCAGUUUUCCUCUGAGGACUGGGAGUCGAUCUGCAGGAGAAUGCGGGAACCGACGUCACCUUCGCUCUCCCUCGCAGAUGAAUCCCCGAAGUCUUUCCGUUCCCAGUGUUUGAACUAUUUGCUGUAAUCGCUCUGAGCUCACAUAUGGUGCCCACGUGCCCCUGCCCUGUAAAUAAAGAGAGAACCUUUUUGGAAUAAAGCACCGUUUUGCACUCGUCACACGCUAUCACUUUUACUGUUCACUGCGCCUGGUUGCCUUUUUUAUGCGCGUUCUGGUCUGUAACUGGUUUGAUCUUAAGGAAACAUGGAGGCCAAUAUGGAAUAUAUUGUGGGACAGGUGAUGCAGAAAGACCUGGGACGGCGGCUCCAGGUCGGACAGGAGAUCAUAGAUUACGUUCUGGAUAGGUCAAAUGACCUGGAGCACGAUCAGACCAUGCUGGACAAGAUGGUGGAUGGCUUGGCUACUUCCUGGGUCAACUCGAGCAACUUCAAGGUGGCUCUACUGGGAAUGGACAUUGUGUCUGCUUUAAUCACCAGAUUGCAAAAUCGUUUUAAACCUCAAAUUGGUACAGUCCUGCCCAGUUUAACAGACCGUUUAGGUGAUGCCAAAGACCAAGUAAGAGACCAAGCCCAGGCUCUGCUGUUAAAAAUGAUGGAUCAAGCUGCCAAUCCGCAGUAUGUAUGGGACCGAAUGUUGGGAGGAUUCAAACACAAGAACAACAGGACCAGGGAGGCUGUCUGUUUUUGCCUUAUUUCCACACUAAAUAUAUACGGAGCCCGGGGGUUAACUCUGAGCAAGAUUGUGCCUCACAUAUGUGGUCUGUUAGGAGACCCUACAAGUCAGGUUCGAGAUGGAGCUAUGAACUGUCUUGUGGAGAUUUACAGACAUGUCGGAGAGAGAGUGAGAAUGGAUCUAGGGAAAAAAGGCUUGCCACAAUCACGGUUGAAUGUCAUUUUUAGCAAAUUUGACGAAGUCCAGCGAUCAGGAAAUAUGGUGCUAUCUGUAGAUAAGAAUAUAGAUGAUGACGACUCUGUGGACGGAGGCCGUUCCUCCGCCUCCUCUAAAGGAGCAGCGUCUGUCCGCCGAACAGGAUCCAUGCGCAGGCCAAGCUCUGCCUCCAGCACCAAGAGCACAGGAAAAGAGGUGUCAGGUGCUGGUGCUGUGGAUGAGGAAGACUUCAUCCGUGCCUUUGAGGAUGUGCCCACAGUACAGAUUUACUCCAGCAGAGAGCUCGAGGAGUCCAUGAAUAAAAUCCGAGAGGUCCUCUCAGAUGAAAAGCAAGACUGGGAGAACAGAGUGGUCGCGCUGAAGAAGGUACGUUCCCUGCUGCUUGCCGGGGCCACCGACCAUGAAGCGUUCCUCCAACAACUGCGGCAGAUGGAAGGAGCGUUUAAGCUCUCCGCUAAAGACCUGCGCUCUCAAGUUGUCCGCGAGGCCUGCAUCACACUGGGGCAUUUGUCAUCUGUUCUGGGUAACAGGUUUGACCAUGGAGCAGAGUCCAUCAUGCCCACAUUGCUCAAUCUCGUCCCCAACAGCGCUAAAGUGAUGGCCACAUCCGGCGUAGCAGUCAUCCGCCUUAUCAUACGACACACACACUAUCCUCGGCUUAUCCCCAUCAUUACCAGUAACUGCACGUCCAAAUCCGUGGCUGUCCGGCGGCGCUGUUUUGAGUUUUUAGACCUUUUACUCCAGGAGUGGCAGACAAAUUUUCUGGAAAGACAUGUCGCUGUUCUGAUGGAGACCAUUAAGAAAGGAGUCCACGAUGCAGACUCAGAAGCCAGAUUGGUUGCCAGAAAGUGUUAUUGGGGAUUCCAUGGGCACUUCAGUAAGGAGGCGGAGCAACUGUUUCAAGCCCUCGAGCUGGCCUAUCAGAAGGCUCUGCAGUCGCAUCUGAAGAGCUCGGACAGUGUCAUGUCUCUCCCUCAAUCCGAUCGCUCCUCCUCCAGCUCUCAAGAAAGCCUCAAUCGUCCCCAGGCUGCGAAAGCACCUGUAGCAAGCAGCGUAACCAGAAAUAAAGUGGUUAGCUCUCGAGUGUCCUCCUCGCCUGGUUCGCUACAGCGAUCACGCAGCGAUGUCGACGUCAACGCCGCCGCCACAGCAAAGUCACGAAUGCCCAAAGUACCCGCUGCUGCUCCCUUCAGCUCGGCCGGAGCCCUGCCGCCCGGCUCCUACGCCUCGCUAGGUCGUGUGCGCACACGGAGACAGAGUUCAGGCAGCAGCGUCGGAGGCGGAGCCUCGGUUACGGACAGCAGGGGGCGGAGCAGAGCGAAAGUGGUGUCGCAAUCACAACGAUCCAGAUCAGCAAACCAAGCAGGUGGUAAGACUCACGCUGGGAGUCGGUCCAGUUCUCCAGGGAAGAUUAUUGGUCAGUCCUAUGGCAAGAUGUCCUCUGUGGCCCCAUCAGAGAAGCGCAGUAGGAUUCCCCGCAGUCAGGGCUGCAGUCGAGAGAGCAGCCCAGGUCGCUCUGGCCAAGUGCGGGGUAGUCGUAUUCCACGGCCCAGUAUGAGUCAGGGUUGCAGUCGUGACACAAGCAGGGAGAGCAGCAGAGACACAAGUCCUGCACGAGGUUUUACUCCCCUUGUGUCUCGACGUCACUCGCGCUCCACCAGUGCCCUGACCGGCGGCGACAUUCUGCAAACAGAUCGUUUCGGGCUGAUCCAUCAGGCACGGAUCUCUGCCUCAGUCAACGCCAUGCGCAUCCUGAACACAGGCAUGGAGGUGGAGGCAGCAGUGGCUGAUGCUCUGCGGAGGCCCGUGCGACGCUGGUAUGAGUCUCCUGGCAUGUACUCAGAUGAUGAUGCCAACAGCGAUGCCUCCAGCGCUUGUUCUGAGCUUUCCUACAGCUCGCGUAACGGAGGAGUGCCUCACUACAUGCGCCAGACGGAGGACGUAGCUGAGAUCCUGAACCACUGUGCCAGUUCCAACUGGUCCGAGAGGAAAGAAGGCCUGCUGGGCCUCCAGAACCUUCUGAAGAGCCAAAGAACACUCAGUCGUGUGGAACUCAAGAGGCUGUGUGAGAUUUUCACUAGGAUGUUUGCCGACCCUCACAGCAAGAGAGUUUUCAGCAUGUUCCUGGAAACACUGGUGGACUUCAUCGUGCUGCACAGAGAGGAUCUGCAGGACUGGCUCUUCGUGCUCCUCACACAGCUGUUGAAGAAGAUGGGUGCUGAUCUGCUGGGAUCAGUGCAGGCCAAAGUGCAGAAAGCUCUCGAUGUCACCAGGGAUUCCUUUCCCUAUGAUCAGCAGUUCAACAUCUUAAUGCGCUUUAUUGUCGAUCAGACGCAAACUCCAAACCUCAAGGUGAAGGUGGCCAUUCUGAAGUAUAUCGAGUCUCUGGCCCGGCAAAUGGAUCCCACUGAUUUCGUGAACUCCAGCGAAACUCGACUGGCCGUCUCCCGCAUCAUCACCUGGACCACAGAACCCAAGAGCUCAGAUGUCAGAAAGGCCGCUCAGAUGGUCCUGAUCUCCCUGUUCGAGCUGAACACACCAGAGUUCACCAUGCUUCUGGGAGCACUGCCUAAAACUUUCCAGGAUGGGGCCACCAAACUCCUGCAUAAUCACCUGAAGAACUCCAGCAAUGCUACAGCCAUGAGUUCGCCGAGCAACACAGUAGGCCGCACGCCUCCGAGACUCUCUGGUUCCCGCACCAGUCCCCUGACAUCCCCCACAAACUGCUCUCAUGGGGGCCUCUCACCCAGUCGUAUAUGGGGCUGGAGUUCGAACGGUCUAUCAAAGGCCACGUGUCCCUUCACUCCCCCUCCCUCUGGCCCUGGCACCCCCCCUCUCCGACUUGGGCGCCGGGCCCCCUCGCCCAGCAUGCUGGAAUAUGACACAGAGAACAUGAACUCAGAGGAGAUCUACAGCUCUCUGAGAGGAGUCACUGAAGCCAUUCAGAGCUUCAGCUUCCGCAGCCAGGAGGACAGCUACGAGCCAAUCAAACGCGACGCCAAGAAAGACGACGCAAGUGCAGUCGCAUCCUCCGCCGCAGAUCCCCGGCUAGGUACGGACAUGACGGAGGGAGGCCGAACAGCUCUGGACAACAAGACCUCGUUACUGAAUACACCGUCCCCUCGCUCUUUCCUGGGGCCGAGGACACGCGAGUACAAUCCAUACAACUACACCGACUCCAUCAGCACUUUAGAUAAAGCUGCUCUGAAGGAGGCGGUGUUCGAUGAUGAUGUGGAACAGCUUCGUGACGGUCGUCGUCAAGAGUUUGGUGAGAACAAAAUCAUGGCUCCCAAAAGUUAUUCUGCAGGCCCUGCUCAGCACUUGGAGCUGGUCGGUGACCUCCUGAAAGAGCUGUCCAGUCACAGCGAGCGUGUGGAGGAGAGGCGGGCCGCCCUGUUGGAGCUGUUGAAGGUGACCCGUGACGACAGCGUAGCCGUAUGGGAGGAGCAUUUUAAAACCAUGCUGCUGCUGCUCCUUGAGACGCUGGGAGACAAAGAUCACACCAUCCGGGCGCUGGCUCUGCGUGUGCUGAAAGAGAUGCUGCGCAGUCAACCCACACGCUUCAGGAACUACGCCGAACUGACCAUUAUGAAAACACUAGAGGCGCAUAAAGACUCCCACAAAGAGGUGGUGCGUGCAGCAGAGGAAGCCGCCGCCACCCUGGCUUCCUCCAUCCACCCGGAGCAAUGCAUUAAGGUGCUGUGUCCCAUCGUACAGACUGCAGACUACCCCAUCGACCUGGCCGCCAUUAAAAUGCAGACCAAGGUCAUCGAGCGCAUUCCAGAAGAUUCCCUUUAUCAGCUGCUGCCUGACAUCAUCCCCGGUUUGCUACAGGGUUAUGAUAACACUGAGAGCAGCGUGAGGAAAGCCAGCGUCUUCUGCCUUGUGGCAAUUUAUUCUGUGAUUGGAGAAGGACUGAAGCCUCAUCUUGCCCAACUGACAGGCAGCAAGAUGAAACUGCUGAACCUCUACAUCAAGCGAGCCCAAACUACCAACAGCAACAGCAGCAGCUCCUCCGACAUCUCAUCACACAGCUAAACCCGACCAAUCACAUCGGAGACCCAUCCCAACCUCGCGCCCCGUCCCAGUUUUACUGAAACAACCCGGUUUUCUUCAGAACAGCUCAACCCUAGGAUCAGAAGUCUUCUUUUAAUUAAAAGAUAACAGUGUGUGGUACUGAACUGGUCACUUUUAUUGCUGUAUUCUUGAAUGUGUGUGUAACGUACGAGACAUUAACAGGAGCAGCUGUGCCUCUGUCCAGUUUCUCUGUAUUCUCUUCUAAUGCAAUCUGUUUCUACUGAAGGAGUACUCGUGCGUUUUUCUCAUUACCACAUCUGCACAGUGUGUGUAAUGACAACAUUUUAAGAAAAAACAAUUUUCAUUUUUAGAAAAUUGCCCUUUACUGAGAAAACCUCUUUCUAUACUACUUCCUUGCUUAAAAUGAAAGUUUAGGGGCAGUUGCUUAGGGGACAACACUUUAAGUUAAAUCUCUAAAUCUGUACAAUUCAGUUGUUUAGAAACAGAACCUUGUUUUUGAGGGAGGCAUCUGUCGGUAUAUGACCUAGACCCUGUAACACUAAGGAAACUCUAUGGAAAUGCCAGAGGUUCGGCAAGACGGCACACGUGAAGUAUCUGAAAUAUCAGUGUUAGGACAUAGCGUGCUGAAACAUAACAUUUUAUCGUUUGGAGUUUUUAAUUCUUGUGAUAUAGACUCAUCUGCCCUUAGACAUGUGCUCUAAGUCUAAAUCAUUCAUGCAAACGUACAGGAAAAAAAAAAGUUUUUCUCAGUACAGUGAAGCAUCCAGGGAAACACUGACCAAGAAAAAGUCUUGUAUGAAGAUUAUAAUGGAAAAAGAAAAAAUCCCUUUUUAAAAAACAUCAUUCCUUCAGCGGCACGGCAGAACCGUAGCUGGCUGCAUUUUCAAUUCGAUCGGGCAUCAAAUUCAUGUCAAAGAUAAAGAGUUCUUGACUGGAAAAAAAAACAGACAAACAAUCGCUUUCGUCCGUUCACUGAGGGACGUUUUAGUGAAUGUAUGAACUAGCUGAAUUCAUUCCUAUGUAGGUGUCUAGACAUCUUUAUCACUUCUGCCUCAGAUUUCCGGAAAAUUCUCUUGCAUGGACCUUACAGACCUUUCUUUUAUUUAUUUAUUUUUUGCAGGACUUUUUAAUUCUAAAUAUGUAAGAACAGAUUGUAGUUGUAUAGUAAUUGUCCUUUUGUCCAUUAAGAUGGGGGGGGGGGGUAUGGGGGGCAAUGAAGGAUAAAUUUAAUCCCUGGUUCCUGUUAUACCUGAAUUUGCUUGAUGAUCAUUCGGCUAGUUCGGUGACGUCCGUAUGGAAGCCUGUUUAGAAUAAUAUAGAAACAGCCUUUUCUUUUUGAUUUGAAGAGAUUUAAAAGGAUCAUUCAUCUCAUAGACCCCAAAAUAUCUUUCAGCUAAAAGAUUAAACCUGAUUAAACAAAUACCUGAUUAAAAUACCGCUAUGAAAUGUGACUCGGCUCUAAUGCUAAGGUAUACAUGUUUAGUACAAAUCUAAAUUUUUUAGAGCAAUAAUUCUGAACUGAUCCAAAUUGGAUUUACUUUUAGGCAAACCACUUGUCCAAUUUUAAUGGUUGUAGGAAAAGUCUGCGGCUGUUUGGCUUUUAACGUAACUUCUUGCUGUUGAUAGCCUGGCUCUUUUAGUUACUACACUUUGUGCUCUUGAAUGCUGAAUGUUAUCAGUGUGUCGUGUUUGUUACCUAACGAUUAGGCCAUGUGCUAAAGUUAAGAUGAGAGAAAAAAUAUUUCCGGUAAAUGUUUUUUUUUGUUUUUUUUGCCGCCUCUGUUGUACAGCUAGAGACUGAAGAGCAGUAGAGAACUCAAUAGAUAACUAUUUCAGUCACCCUGGAUGUGUAUUAUGUAUGAAAGCGAAUGAAAACAGUGUUCCAGGUUACGCCUAACGUCUCGUAGUAGUGAGUUUGAACAACUAGGGCAUGAUUUCUAGAUUGUUGUCUAGAGCAUCGGUUCUAAGACUGGGUUCAGGCCCAGAGACUCCAGCGGUCUGUGAUUUAUUCAUGUGUUUAUGGCGACGAAAAGAAGUCACAGUCCACUUUUGAUAUUAUUUCAGAUUCCCCUGUUGUUGUUGUUGUCAAAUAAUGAGGCUGAUAAUAUCUGAAUGAGUUUUGUUUACGCAUGUGCUGAGGGAAUUUCUGUAGAAUGUUAUUUUUCACACGCCGAGGAAUCCCUGACUGCAAAAAGUUGGUGAAGCCCUGAUCUAGACUUAGUGCUACAAGACAGAUACUAAUAAACAAAGUCAGAAAACAUUCAAAACUGGAAAAAAAAAGAAGAAAAGUAUCUAUGCAAGUAAAAAAGGAAAUGAAUUUAAUGUGUAUAAUUAGAGGAGAGAUUAUUAUUAUUAUUAUUAUUAUUAUUAUUAUUAUUAUUAUUAUAUAAGAGAUAAACCAUCAUCCGCCGCAUUUCUAGAUUGUUUUACUAAUGAACUACUAAUUUCAAGCUUGAAACGAUCGAUCCGAUUUCUGGGGGGGGGAUAAACCCAGGCGCAAAAACGAUCCGCUUAUUAUCCGUUUCAAGCCUUAAAAUUACAGUAGUGUCAACAACUAGGCGUAAUAACCAUCGAAAUCGUGGAAUCUGCCUCCGUUCGAGAGAUUUCUACUCGCUUAGAUAUGACAUGUGGCAGUGCUCCAGUAUUUGACCAUUUUAGCGAUGUUUUAAUCGACCGCCCUGAAGAGUUCCUCCUGCAUGCAGGUUGAAAAGCAUGCGUGUUUUAGCAGUCGCUUUGCGAAAUCCGAGCUCUUCUGGUGUAAACCCAGUACUGUAACGGUGUGUGCAGGAAGCAGCAUCGUACUGUAGCUGACUGAGUAAUAAUCCUGGUUGUGUGUAUACUGUAGAUAUGUUUACAUGGAUACUCGCUAGGAGCCCAGGCUUUGGUUCCAAAUGUCUAUGGGGCUCAGUGCUUUAUACGUUCCCUUAUCUCACUAUUCACUACUACUAAAGAAAAGCACCUCUUCUGUUCCAGCAGACUCUGUUCACAAGCUGCAAAUGCUUUUUUCUAGGUGGUGUGUGUGUGUGUGUGUGUGUGUGUGUGUGUGAGAGGAAAUGCCAGUGUUUCAAAGGACUGUUACAACGGCAGCCAGUACAAUGCUUUUGCUGACGUAUUGAACUAUUAGCCGCCGCCGCCUCUCGCUUUACCGUGCAUGCCUUUCGUUUAGCUGCUCUUAUUUAAUAUCCAUAUCUGUAUUUAUGUGUUUUUAUUUUGUGUGCGUUCCAGCAGCUGUACAUAAAGACCUCUUCUUCUUUUUUUUUUUUUCUUCGUUGAACUUCCACCUGUGAUAGAAUCUGUAAGCACCAUUUUGCUCUAGAUAAAGCAAAACCUCUGAGUUUU